AUGUGGACUUAUUUUGUUCUCGUCUUUCUUCUGUGGGAUGUUGAUGCGGACGAACUAACUUACCAGAUGACAGCGGGUAACUAUCCUCCCAACGUCGACGAGAUCUACGGUGAUUGGUCCGAAUGGAGCCAAUGCGAACGUACGCAGUGUAUUGAGAGACGAAUUCGGGAGUGUCGGGAGAGCAGCUUCGUUAAACCAAUAAGAAAUUCACUGUUAUAUUCAACCUGUCCAUACCAAUUCAUCGUGGAGUACCGGAGGUGUAUUGAUCCGUCGCUGUGCUUGUUUAGUGAUACAUCGUCCAUAAUAAAUACAUUCGCAGACACCUGCGGCAUCCGCUACGCCUUGCCACCGCAAACCAUGACGAAAAUAUUCGGUGGCCAAACCUCUACACCACACUCCUGGCCAUGGGUGGCCGGUCUCUACUUCGACGCGGUGUGGAUGCGUAAGCACAGACGCGUGGAGCACCCGUUCUGCGGCGCGUCGCUGGUUGCACCGCGGCAUCUGGUGACCGCGGCGCACUGCAUCUCCAACCUCUCCGCCCAGUUCCCUCUUGGCAGACCCUUCCGCUUCGCCGACUUUUUGCCCUUCAGCAUCAAGGCGCGCCUUGGCGACCACAGCCGCGUGCGACACGAGCCGUGGCAAGUCGACAUCCCCGUUGAAACCGCCACCAUUCACGAACGCUACCGGCCAGACAAACCACACUACGGCUACGAUGUCGCCAUUCUGACCCUGGCAAACAGUCCAUACUUGUCUCAAGCGAUCUACCCUGUUUGCGUGCCGACGUUUAACACUGAAUUGCCCCAAGGAACCAAGUGCUACGCGGCUGGCUGGGGGAACACGCGGCCCGUCGUCAAGAAGAAGGGGUCUCGCACGGCGAGGAGCAACCCCCUGAACCUGCUCGAGGUCGAUCUUCGUCUGGCGUCGUUCGCGAAAUGCAGCUUAUACAUCAAUCGAUUAAUCAAAGGUGUCCACAUCUGUGCUGGGGAGCCGGGCAAGCAGAAAUUUGGCAGGCAGACGAGUGCAAACGGUGUCGGAGUAGAGAGUGGCAUCAGAUCAAGUUUUUCCUUCGUACUUCUGUAUUUCCAGGACACCUGUACAGGUGACAGUGGCGGUGGCUUGUUCUGCCAGAACCCUGCAAACGGUCGAUGGCUGCUCUACGGAGUCACCAGCUUCGGCAGUGCCAGAGGCUGUGGACACUACGCCAGCGUCUACACCAGCAUUCCCGGCGUGUCCAAAUGGAUCCACAACAAUGUCCGAUAG
Molecule: messenger RNA, 1260 nt
Organism: Mesocestoides corti
Lineage: Eukaryota; Metazoa; Platyhelminthes; Cestoda; Cyclophyllidea; Mesocestoididae
Source: the annotation of a GenBank genome assembly